GGCUUAGUAAAAGCUAAUAGUACACUCAUUUUGGUUGCUGAUUCCCUAAUUUGCAUAUUAGUUCCAUGCUUUGCUUUGUUGUGUUCUGUGAAGGAACCUUCACCAUUAUGAUGGCGUUGACGUCACCUAGUUCUACAUUCCGUACACUGUGGAUUUGAGGUGCGUUUGUAGAUUCUCCAUCACUUGGUAUCUCAAAGCUCAGCUAUCCAGUCCCUCUGAAAAGACACUUGUUCACUGCGUUCAGCAAACCUGUUUAUUCAAACCUGUUCAAAACUUUAAACUUGAAAUAACUGCCUGAAACAUGGAAACCCACAUCAUUUUUAAACAUGUCCAAAAGAUGAGACCAUCCUGCUUCUCUGUAGAAGAGCAAUGUUGCUACUACGCAGAGAAAAUGAUGCUGAGGCAGUUUAUGCUCAUGAAGCAGCAGGGUCAAGUUCCUGAUUAUUUAUCUGUCAAAGACAUGAAGACCUGGCUGUUGAGAGGAAGAAGAUUCCUGGAGGAGUUUCAGGAAAUAAAUGAGAGUAUAGGGGAAAGGGACCUGUUCAAGGCUGAAUUGGCCUGGACCGCAGCGAGGCACUUCUGUCUCGCUCAGAUGGAAGAAGAGCUCCUGGAGGAACUGGACAAAGAAAAGCAGCUUUCACAGCUGCUGAGCAGGAAGGUCACAUUGGAGGGCCUUCAGAUGUUUGUCUCAGUCAUCUACCCAGCAGCAGAGGAGGAUGUACAAACCUUCCUUCCAACUAUGCACAGCAACCUGCUAGGAAUCUUUGGUGGCAUUCAGGUCACCAGCGGUGACGACAAACCAGCAGAGCUCUUGGAGCUUGAACAGAGUGCUGCGUCCCUGGUGCCAGAGGUGGUGGACAUUGCUCUGACGUUCCUUCUGGAGGAACCAGAGCUGAAAGACAAGUGUAACCUUGCCAGUGCUCAGAUUGGCAAACUGCUGACAGACUCAGCAGCUCCUUGCCUUUCUCACUUUGUAUCUGUGUCUAGAAUUGUUAUGCUUUGCAUCUGCACUACAGCUGCCCGAUCCAUUGUAAAAGCCAUCUUUGAGAGGUUCGACCAGUGCUCCAAGUCCUUCCACCAGAUGGACUAUGAUGAAAGUUAUUUGUCUGCCAGAUAUGGUACCAUCUGUGCUAUCCAUGAUAUGGGCAAUGAAAAGCACCUUCGGCUCUGCACCUCAGAGGGGCAGGAAGAGGCACUUCUUCAGAAGAGAGAGGUUUCUCCACAAUUGGACGAAAAUAUGGCCACUGCUCCAAAUGAUGUGACCGAGGACGCAUUCUCGGCCAAAUCGGGUACCAAUGUGGCUGUGUUCAUGGCUGAUGAGAUUCAAGUACUGCAGCAGGAAGAAGAAACACAGAAAUCCCUUAUCCAGCACUGUGAUCUGAAGAAAAAGAAGGGAGUGCGUGCCUUCUUCCGUGGUGUCUGGAAGAGGAUGAGAUCCUGCUUUAGUGCAUCCACUAAGGACUAAAUCUCAUCAAGAAUCUGGCUUGUUUUAUUCCAACAAAAAUUCAACAAAAAUCCACGGAUCGUUCAACAUUUCUUUUUUUACAGCAUUUAGUCUUUUCUUUUGUUUUUUCUUCCUUCUAUUAUUCUGCUUCCCUCAUCCCCCAUCCCUUCAUCCCUGCUCCCCUCAUCCCUUCAUCUCCUCA
Molecule: messenger RNA, 1646 nt
Organism: Micropterus dolomieu (smallmouth bass)
Lineage: Eukaryota; Metazoa; Chordata; Actinopteri; Centrarchiformes; Centrarchidae
Exons: 4
Coding region: 302-1465 (387 amino acids)
Source: RefSeq, a predicted model, not a curated record